Messenger RNA from Esox lucius (northern pike), 5921 nucleotides. Its product is annotated as microtubule-associated protein 11. Gene Ontology annotation, biological process: cilium assembly. Bases 195 to 2024 code for a protein of 609 amino acids. The record is from RefSeq and is a predicted model, not a curated record. The transcript has 12 exons. Lineage: Eukaryota; Metazoa; Chordata; Actinopteri; Esociformes; Esocidae. Gene Ontology annotation, cellular component: TRAPPII protein complex. Gene Ontology annotation, molecular function: alpha-tubulin binding.
CAGUGAGUAUGAUGAUGGUAAUGAGGAUGAUGAUUAUGGUGAUGCAGGACCUACAAAAAUAUACUUGCUUCUAGAUUUUUGUAUUUUUUAUCAGAAAAUAGACAAAUGCUAGUUCUUAUUCUUCUACAUUCUUGAUAAUUUACGAGAUUACGUGGAUUAUAGAAAGUAUAUCCGACAGGUGCUUGUUUACUGUGAUGGUUCGGAUGAUGGAGUCUCAGUGCGAGUAUUUUAUGUAUUUCCCUGCGGUGCCAAUCUCCGAUCUGUCGGACCCGGCCCGUUACAAAAGCUUACCCCGACGCAGUCACCUUUAUCUGGGUGAGACAGUCCGCUUCCUCCUGGUGCUCCGGUGCAGGGACGCAUCCAGCGGAGAGACUCCAACCGGACAUGGGAUCGGGACAGUGGGGUUCAUGGGAGAACAAGGUAUUUCUGGGUUUGGCUCGGAGACUCCGAGUAGCCGGGCGUGGAGGGAGCUUGCCGGUUCUCUGUGCGCUGUGGCCAGCGUUAGCCCAGGAGAGAGCAGGCACCGGUCGCACUAUUUUCACCAUGACUACCAGAGCAGCGGGGACGAGGGCACGGAUGAGGCCGACGAUGAGUACGGUCUUCCGGCAAUGACAGGCAGGAUGGAUACAAGACUCCGGGGCUUCAGGGACUGUAAGCCGCUACAAAUACACAACAUUACGGGGAGUGCUGUUCGGGAGUUCCGCAGGGCACCGUUGCAGUCUCCUUUGGAUGAGCCUGUUGUGUUGACUGAUGAGGUAAUCUUCCCCUUGACUGUGUCUUUGGACAAACUGCCCGUCAACACCCUCAAAGUCAAGGUGAUGGUGACAGUGUGGAAGAGAGAAGCAGAGAAAGCAGAGGUCCACGAACAUGGCUACCUCAGCAUCCUACAGCAGCGAAUCCCCACGCACACCUUCAGACAAGACCUGAACACUUUCAAAGCGCAGGUGAGCACCACUCUGUCAGUGCUACCGCCCCCAACUGUUCGCUGUAAGCAGAUGACUGUCUCUGGGAAGCACAUCACCAUCCUCAAAGUAUUAAAUGAAUGUUCUCAGGAGGUGGUGAGAGUGAGGGAAGUGAGGAUUCUGCCAAACUUCAAUGCUUCCUACCUACCUAUGAUGCCAGAUGGAUCUGUAAUGCUGGUUGACAAUGUCUGCCACCAGUCAGGAGAGAUUGCCAUGGCAUCAUUCUGCAGGAUGGAGAGUGUGGCCUGUCGACUACCUAGCAUGCUCAGUGCCCUGGAGGAACAUGACUUUCUGUUCCAGCUGCAGCUCAGCGACAUACCCCAGGGUCACUCCAAAGAGGGUCUUGAGGUUCCUCUGGUUGCUGUGCUUCAAUGGUCAACUUCUAAGAUGCCCUUCACCAACUGCAUCUACACACACUACAGACUGCCCAGUAUUCGGUUGGAACGUCCCAGAUUUGUGAUGACUGCCUGUAGUCCCAGCACCGUACAGACCAAGGACCAUUUUAAUGUCAGAUACACUCUGCUCAACAACCUACAAGACUUUCUGGCUGUACGCCUGGUAUGGACACCUGAAGGUCAUGGGCAGAGUGAGGAUGCAGUGUUGGGGGCUGUAGUGUGUCACUCCCCUCUCAGUAACUUGGGUCACUGUCGGAAAGGCAGCACUCUGUCGUUCACCGUCGCUUUCCAGAUACUCAAAGCGGGACUCUACGAGUUGAGUCAACAUAUGAAGCUGAAGCUGCAGUUCACAGCAUCUGUCUCAAACCCUCCACCAGACGCCCGCCCUCUAUCUCGUAAGAACAGUCCUUCCAGCCCUGCAGUCAGAGACCUACUAGACAGACACCAAGCCAGUCUGGGAAGAUCCCAGAGUUUUUCUCAUCAACAGCCAUCACGCUCUCACAUCAUGAGAACAGGCAGUGCCAUGGAGAGACGAGCCAUCACUCCUCCGGUCAGUUCUCCUGUAGGCCGACCCCUAUACCUGCCGGCCCAGGAGAAAGUUGUGCUGUCAUUGGACAAGAUUGCCAAAAGGGAGUGCAAAGUCCUGGUGCUGGACCCAAUCAGUUAGGAAAGGGAUGAAAGAUAUGGAGAAAGGAGAAAGGAAAGAAUAGGAGAAUAGGAGAACAGAAAAUAUGAGAUAGGUAAGAGAAAUUGACAAGGGGGUCAGAGAGAGGUUGAGUUUCAGAGGAAUUAAUGUAUCAGUAUAGGGCUGAAUCUCAAUUUGCAUACUUGUACUACAAUUGUACAGAGAGCAUUUCACAUCGAUAGGCGUGAAUGAUUUGCAUAAAGUGGGAAAAGGCAGAACUUUUUCUUAUGGUAAAGUGAUAUUGAAAUAGGUACUAUUAAGUACAUCAUUAGCAAGUAUGCCAGUAUUGGGACCUUCUACCGUGUCAUAACAUUACAUCUUGAAAUGUAUCCCCUUUGUCACACAUUAAUAUUGAGCCAAGUUAGGAAACCAAUGCUUUUCUGUUGCACAAGGGAUUUUGAGCAAUAUUACUCCAAAAUAUUAAACCAUCCGGGCACUUCUGGCAUAGUGUUUUCAAUGUCCUAUUGUUUGGGACAUGGUUUGGGACAUACUAAUCUUCAUCUGACAUACUAUAUUGUAUAUAUAGUAUGCAUAGUAUACAUAGUAUGCAAUUUGAGAUUCAGCCUAGGUUCUUUAUCUAAUUUAAGAUGAGGCCGAAGAUACAUCAUUUUCUAAGUGUAACUAGUUUGGGCUUCAACUCUUCCGUGUGUUUUAGUUAUAUAUUUUUUUCAAAUAUAUAUUUUGACGGUAUUUUAUACUUUAAUGGAUAGGACAGUGGUGAAAAUAGAGGCAGUGGAUUAGACAGCUGGACCAAAUUAGACCACUGUUCAUUUAAAGUAUAGUACUUCCACUGUCAGAACAAAAAAAAAAUUCUGAUGUGAAACCAUGUGACCUGUUGUGAGGUCACAGGGGGUGGUCUGACAACAUUAAAACAAGGACUAUCUACACUUUCGGCGGAAUGAAAAACAGCACACAAUGAUAGUUAUUUUGACUUUAUUCAUUCUGAUGGAGAGAAACAUUCUAGAAUUAUGUGACACACAUCCUAUUAUCACCUCUACUAACUGCAUGCUCUCAUCUGGAUCUUAAGGUAUAGUUUGGGAUUUUAGUAAUAAGGCCCCUUUUGUCUACCUACACAUAGUCAGUUUGUCAAUUUGUUAAUAACAUUUUUAAAUCUCUCUGUGCAGUGUAGCUAUCUAUUGUUUUUGCAAUUACUAAUAAGCGUUAUAUGAUAAAUAGGGCUGAUAUAUUCGGUAUGAAUUUUCUCUCCACCCAAAACUGGUAAUAAUUGUUUUCCCAUUUUGUCUCUGUCUGAUAGCCUAAGAACUUCAACCUCAACCCACCACUAGUAGCUUAGUAGAGAGUUGAGCUAGCUAUCAAGCUGAAAAAAGUUGCUAACGUUACCUAGCAAAGAUUUGCUAAAACAGAUGAAGCAAGUUUGUUUAAAAAAAAGGAUGUGAGCACAAGCAUCAAAUAGUGUGAUAGUUUUACCAAGAUUCACAUUUCCAUGAAAUAACGCUUACCCUGAGUUGUUUUUGAAGGCCCAUGAAGUAAUUUUUCACAAAAAGCCAAUAUUCACAUCUGACCCAGUCUGAAUUUAGCAUUAUUAGCAUUGUCCAAAUUCAUUAGUUCAAUUUAUUUAUUAAUUUAAACUGUGUGUCUCGAACUACAAAAGCUGCAUUGCAAGUUGAAACAAACCCAAAUAACACUAAAGACUAAAUUCAGUAGUCGCGCUAGUAUAGAUUUUUUGGAUACUGACAAACAGCUGGUGGAAUUUGGUGACUUCAAACUAGCACUAUGCAAACAAUUUUGUGUAGCCAUCACACAACGCCUCUGUUAUUCGGCAAUGAUGCCAUUGGUAGCUAGCAAAUGUUAAGUGGUUGUUCUGGGUGGUUAAUAAAGUAAUGUUGAAACUUGAAAAAACUCUGAUUGAUUCCACUGUGAACAAAACUGACCGGUAAGCAUAGAAAGUAUUAGUUCCGUUGAAAAUAAGAUUUAUAUAGCGAAAAUGGAAACAUAUUUCAAGGAAAACAACACUGACAGGUUCUUUAUGAUAAACAACACUGCUAGUCUUAGUUUGAAGUAUUCUGGAGUUGGUUUCUGCUUGCAAUGCAGCUUUUGUAACUCAGGAUAAUGCUAAUAAUAAUUCCAGGCUCGAACAGAGUUGAAUAAUGGCUUGUUAUGUUGACUCCAAGGGCCUUGAAGAACAACUGAAGCUAAAAGUCUUCAAAAACAACUACAGCUAAAAUCUUAGUUUUGUAACUGUUUCAACAUUUGUUUUGUCACUGUUUGUGGGCUAGCUGUCUUGCUAGUUUGUAGCAAGUGAGGAUGGUUGAAUAAUACAGAAGCAAAUACAUCUAUGGAGAAAACUUCAAAUUCAUUAUUAAACACAUAGAAGGAAACAGUAACAUGAUCGCUCUAUUAAAAUGUUCAAGCUUAUCUUCUUCAGUGGGGUCUUAGGGCAGACUACACCCAAAUAGUUUUACUGCCGCCCCCACUACCAGACACAGAACCUGCAUCACACCUAAACCAUAGGAACUAGAUUUAUUGGAUGUCCAAAAUAUUAAAAAAAUUAAAUUGUUUGGCCUAUAUAGUUUAUCACGCACCAAACUCAACAACAUUUAUUAUUUUGAUCGUCGUUAUUUCCAAACCCUUUUAUCUGACGAAUCACUUCCUCUGCCGGCUUAGGAGUAUCCACUUGUCUUUUCUCUCUACCUUCAUGAGUAGCUCUGAUCUUUGCCACCUCCACCUCUUGUACCCUGACUGGGCACUCAUGGAACCCAGGAGCAUGAAUCCCAUGACAGUUGUAAUGCCACAUUUCCUCUGUCUACUAAUUUCCUUUUAAUAAUUGUAAAACUGCAAUUUAUAGACAUAUGGUCUGACUGGUUAAAUAAAAAACUCCAUAUGUUGGCAGUUUUUCCUCAAACAUCAUCAGUUUUCAGCUCGUUUCACCUCUUCCAUUUUAGUUAAACAACAUGCACUCUUUCUUGUAAUUUCCCUCCUCUCUGCAACUAUCUCUACCUCUCUUCCCAUUUUUCUUAAUCAUCUUCCAAUCUUCAGUAUUUGCACAAUCCACUUUAGUAUUACCACCAUGCUGCUUCCUCCUUCGUCACCACCUACUAUUGCUCUCAUCUCCCUUCCCAAAAGAAAGUUGUCUUAAUUUCCUCUUAUCUAAAAGUUAACUCAUCUUGUCACAGACAUAUCCCUAUAAAUUAGAAUCCCAAUAAAAAUUCAGGUGUUCCGCAGGUUGUUUAGGGAGGUGGAUGCAUUUCUCUCUGUCUAUAGGCUGGAAUAGGAUGUCAGUCUUAUUUUGUCUUUUGCAAACAUCAACCAAUAAUUAUGUUUGCAAAGUAGGACUACAAAAGGAGAUUUCUGAUGAAUAAUCACUGUUCUUCCCCUAAAAAGGUAUUGACAAACUGGAUUUUUUAUUAUAGGUUAAUAGCAAGCUGGUUUGAAUGGUAAAACAACCAGGUUUGCCUUGCUAGCUAUCUGCCAAAUCCCACAUCAUCAAUUGAUAUCAUGUUCACUGGCAGACAUAAGUGCUAACAACAUAUUAAUUCAAUCUAUUUUCCCCCUCUCUUGGCUCAGUAUCAGGAUAGUAAUAUCAGCAAUUAAAUAAAAGGCAUUGGUCAUGCUUCCAGACUUUCCAGUUUGGGUAGGGAAAUAUUAACCAUUCAAAAUGUCCCUUUCAUUAUAAAGCAUUUCAGGCAUCUAACAUUGCAGUCAGUUAAGUUAAUGGCUGAGUGCAUAGUGGUAUAGGCUGCUAUAGGCCAGAGCACACAAAUAUGUCUUUGCACAGGGAAAAAAAUGCUUUUCUAUAAACUUGUUAUGCAACUAUACUAGACAUUAUAUUAGUGGAGCAACCCACUCUCUUCCUUUUGCGUACAUAUAACACGGGUUCACACAAUGUCUUGCUAUGCAUAUGCUAAAGUACUUUUUUGC